This is a messenger RNA of Labeo rohita (rohu), 5173 nucleotides long. RefSeq names its product glypican 1b (gene gpc1b). The coding region runs from base 331 to 1956 and encodes 541 amino acids. The transcript is spliced from 9 exons. NCBI's taxonomy places the organism in Eukaryota, Metazoa, Chordata, Actinopteri, Cypriniformes, Cyprinidae. Gene Ontology annotation, molecular function: fibroblast growth factor binding. Gene Ontology annotation, biological process: regulation of protein localization to membrane; cell migration; negative regulation of fibroblast growth factor receptor signaling pathway. The record is from RefSeq and is a predicted model, not a curated record. Gene Ontology annotation, cellular component: plasma membrane; cell surface; synapse.
GCAGAUGGUGCCUUCGCUCGCUCGCUCGCUCCCUCGCGCGCCCGCCCGCCCCGUUCCGCCUCGCACUCGACCGAACGCGAGCGCACAGACGCGUCUCCGAACUGUGCGCUCCCGUGAGCUCAUGCCAUUCCUCCCUCUCCGCUCCGUCAUCUCUCACACAGGAUCACGCUCUCCGUUUUAAUUCAAACUGUUGCCACUGAAUAAGACACUGCGCGUGGGAGCGAACCGGUGCGCUUUUGGAAACGGCAGGUUCUCGCUGUGGACGCGUUUAUCCCCUGCUCUUCGCCCUUGGAUUUGAUUCGCACAUCGCGCUUCUUUCAGCCGUCCAGGAUGGGGCUUGUCGUGCUGGUGCUUCUGUGCGCUCUCACCGGGCUGGUGUUCGGGGACAAUAAACCCAAGACAUGCUCGGACAUCAGGCAGUUCUACAACAGCAAGGGGUUCAAUCUCAACGGAGUCCCACAAACAGUAAUAUCCGGUGAGCACCUGCGGGCUUGUUCUCAGGGUUACACCUGCUGCACAUCUGGGAUGGAGGAGAACCUCCUGAACCUGAGCCGACGAGAGUUUGAAACUCAGGUGAAGGAGUCUGGACGCACAUUACAGGCCUCUCUCAAUGGCCAGUACAAGAGCUUUGAUGAUUAUUUCCUGGAGCUGUUGAACCGUUCUGAAGCAUCGCUCCAAACCUCUUUCCAGACCGGGUUUGGACCUCUCUUCUCCCAAAUCGCAAAAGCGUUUCAGGAUCUGUACUCAGACCUUCGGCGCUACUACCGAGGGUCCAACGUCAAUCUCGAGGAGGCGCUGAAUGAAUUCUGGGCCCGUCUGCUGGAAAGACUCUUUAAGGCUUUAAACCCUCAGUACAUUAUUGGAGAGGAGUAUCUGGAGUGCGUAGCCAAGCAGUCAGAAACGCUGAAGCCGUUCGGAGACACGCCGAGAGAGCUCAAAACCAAAAUCACACGCACGGUUAUUGCGGCCAGAACGUUUGCGCAGGGUCUGGUGAUCAGCGGCGAAGCCGUCCGGAAGGUUUCACAGGUGUCUCUGAGCAAUGAAUGUGUGCGCGGCGUCAUGAAAAUGACGUACUGUCCUUACUGUAGCGGUGUGGCCUUUGCCAAGCCCUGCCCAAACUACUGUAAGAAUGUCAUGAAGGGCUGCCUUGCCAAUCAAGCUGAUCUGGACUCUGAGUGGAAGAACCUAGCAGAUGCUAUGUUGGAGGUAGUCGACAAACUGAGCCGGCCUUACAGUGUGGAUUCAGUGGUUCUGUCUCUGCCAAAACGCAUUGCUGAAGCUAUUCUCUACAUGCAAGACAACCUCAACACAUUCAACAAUAAGGUGUUUCAAGCAUGUAGUUCUCCAGCUCAGAGCUCCAAAACUGAAGACCAGAUCAAGCGAGGGAGAAACACAGCAGAAGAAGUGAGCAGCACCCCAGGAGCCCAGCUAGAGAAACUGUUAUCCGAUGUGUCCAGAAUGUUGAGAGAUAUGAUGCAGUACUGGGUCCAUUUGCCCAGAAAAAUGUGUGUGGACCGUGAGUCUGGACAGAGUGAAGCAGACAGAUGUUGGAACGGAAUGAGUGUGGACAGGUAUCUGCCAGAAGUGAUGGGAGACGGGCUGGCCAGUCAGAUCAAUAAUCCUGAGGUGGAGAUUGACAUCACCAAACCAGACAUGACUGUACGCAAACAGAUCAUGCAGCUUAAGAUUAUGAUCAACCGACUCAAGUACGCCAUCAAUGGAAAUGAUGUGGACUUUCAGGACACCAGUGAUGAUAUCAGCGGUUCAGGAAGUGGAUCGUGCGCCGACGAUCAGUGUUCCCGCGAUACACGUUUAUCGCCCACAAACACGGACAAACCCAAUGAAUACGCCUAUCCGUCAGAGAACAAGAAGGUGGUGAACGGAAGAAGCAGCCAGAACCUUCCUUGCAUCAGCCUCUACCUUCUCUCAUUGGUCACAGUCUUGCUUAGGCGAUAAUUGACAGGCAAUUCCACCAACUGGGACUGAGUACAGGACUGGGUUGGAUUGUGGAGGGGCGGGGUUAGUCACAUUGCCAAAACAAACAUGCAAACAUCAACGGAAACCGGCGAAUGCAUCACUUUUUUUGUCUUGAAUAAGAACACCAUGGAAUAUUCUUAGAUCUGUGUACUUUUUUGUCUCUUAUUUGAUAUAUGACACCCCUAGAGCUGGUCUUUUGCUUGUCUUUAUGUCUGUGGUGAAAAAGGUCUCUGAGAAUGCGCCAAUCUGUAACAAUAGCUAUGAAAAUCCACCCCAACAAACAAAACAUGCUGGUUUUUCCUUAUUCAAAAAUCAUUCUAUUUAUUAAUUAAGACCCAUAAAGAUCUCUGGCUUCUUCAGCUUGAGAAUGUCCUUCAACACUCGAUCAAACGAACGAAACAUCUGAAAGAACCGCGUGUUCUUCUUAUCUUCGUUUUAAAGCUUUUCUAAUCAUGAAAACAUGAGACCAGCUGUCUCACUCUCUGUCUCUCUCUCUCGUUUAUUGUACUAGUUUCCGCACUCCGCUUUGUAAAUGGGUUCAGGGGCCAUUUUAAAGAAAACACAACAUGUAUUUACUCUGGAUGUAAAUAAACGUGUACUAACAACAGUCACAUUUUCAGUAUAUCCUUGAGGACCCUCAACAGCACUAGAGCAAUAUUUGGGAUGAAACAUUAAUGCACCAGCAAUGAGAAAGAGACGGGUGCGGGACAGAUAUAAAAUGACCAUCAUCUCAGAAAGGGAUUAUACACGCGGGAAAAGACAAGCCGGAGAAUGAAAGGCUCGAAACCAGAGGGAUGUUGGAGGGGUUUCUGGACAUUGUUAAUUUGAUAUUGAUUCAAACCUCAUAGAGAUGUGUGUGUGUUAUGUGUGAGCGCACUUCAGAGAAAGCGUUGCUUUGUAAGUACUCACUAUACAAAUAUACACGUGUGCUCAAUACAUGCUGCAUCCACGUCAGAUCAGAUUAGCUCAGCGAGUCACAGAUGUGUGUCUCAAAUAUUUCCCAGCCCCACACCCUGCCCUGCAUUAGCAGACAAGUUGGAUUGUUUAUGGUACACACACAGUGUUGAUGUGAAAAUGAUGUUGCGCAACAUUGAGCUAACUAUUGUGUAAUUUUACCAACGAAAGUCUGUCAGUUGUAGGUACGAAUCAUACUCUGUGCAAGUAUGUAAACGCAAAUAACGUAAGCAUGCAUACUAAUAUUUGUGCGUCAAUGUAACGAUAGCACGCCUUGGUACUCGAAGGCGAUAGAGUUACCAUCAAAUGUUUGCCUUAUUGAAUCGAACUUGAACUAGCUUGCUAGGCUAAAUAGCAUGCAUGCCUAUCAUACUUACGUGACAUUAUGAAAUACAAAAUAGCUCAUUUUUUUUAGCAUCCUCAUGCUUACAAAAGAAAAGGGGUUUGGAGAAUAGAUGGUUGAAAUGACGUAAGCAUGCAAACUAAUGUGCAUUUUUGCGAUAAUGCAAUGGUAGCACAACUUAGUACUCAAGGGGGCGAUAGAGUUACUAUUAAAUGUUUGCAUUAUUGAAUCAAAUGCUGUUGUUGUAAAUGUAGCUAUAGCUAUAAACAUGUUGACCGUUGGACUAAUUUGAACUAGCUUGCUAAGCUAAACAGCAUGCAUGCCUCCCAUGCUUACAUGACAUUACGAAAUAUACCAAGGCUAAUUUUUUUAGCAUCCUCAUGACCUUACAAGGCAAAAGUGUUUCGGAGAAUAGAUGGUUGAAAUAAUGUAAACAUGCAUACUAAGGUGCAUUUCUGCGAUAACGCAACAGUAGCACAAGUUAGUACGCAAGGGGGCGAUAGAGUUACCAUCAAAUGUUUGCAUUAUUGAAACGAAUGCUGCUGUUGUUGUUGUUAAGGUAGCUUUAGUUACAACCAUGUUGACCAUUGAACUAACUUGAACUAGCUUGCUAAACUAAACAGCAUACAUGCCUUCCAUACCUAUAUUACGUUACAAAAUACAUCAAGGCUAAUUUCCAGCAUCCCCAUGACCUUAAAAAGGAAAAAUUUUAGAGAAUAGAUGGUUGAAACAAUGUAAGAAUGAGUACUAAUGUGCAUUUUUGCGAUAACGCAACAAUAGCACAAGUUAGUACUCAAGGGGGCAAUAGAGUUGCCAUCAAAUGUUUGCAUUAUUGAAUCGAACUUGCUAAGCUAAAUAGCAUGCAUGUCUCCUAUACUUAAAUGACAUUAUGAAAUACACCAAGGCUAAUUUUUAUAGCUUCCUCAUGACCUUACAAAGGAAAAGUGGUUAUAGUGGAGAAUAGAUGGUUAAAAUGACGCAAACAUGCAUACUAAUAACGCAACAGUAGCACAACUUAGUGCUCGAGGGGGCGAUAGAGUUACCAUCAAAUGUUUGCAUUAUUGAAACGAAUACUGUUGUUGUUAAGGUAGCUUUAGUUAUAACCAUGUUGGCCAUUGAACUAACUUGAACUAGCUUACUAAACUACCUUCCAUACCUAUGUUAUGUUACGAAAUACACCAAGGAAAAUUUCCAGCAUCCCCAUGAUCUUUAGAGAUGGUUGAAACGAUGUAAGAAUGAAUACUAAUGUGCAUUUUUGCGAUAACAAUGGUAGCAAUGGUAGCACAAGUUAGUACUCAAGGGGGCGAUAGAGUUCCCAUCGAAUGUUUGCAUUAUUGAAUCUAAUGUUAUUUUUUUGACUGUUGGACUAACUCGAACUAGCUUGCUAAGCUAAAUUCACUUCAAACUGUUGCUCCGUCAUGACAGUAGGUAAAAAGUUAGCUAAAAGCUGGCUAAUGCCCACAAUAGUGCAGCUUUCAUACUUACGUUUUGAAAUACAUUGAGGCUAAUUUCCAGCAUUCCUGUGACUCUACAGUGGUGUAAACAUGCAUACUAACGUGCGUUUUUGCGUUAAUGUACCAUUAGCACUCCUUUUUGCUCAAGGGGGCGUUAGAAUUACCGUCAAAUGCUUGAGUUACUGAACUCGAUGUGUUUAGUUUGCUAUAGCAAUUAACAUGUUGACCAUUGGACUAUUUGAACUAGCCUGCUAAGCUAAAUCCACUGUUGCUCCGCCAUGAGGUAAAAAGUUUGCCUAAUACUCGCAAUAGUGCACCUUUUGUACCUAUGUUACAUUAUAAUAUACAUGAAGCUAAUUUCCAGCAUUCCUGUGACCCUGCAGAGGAUAAGUGGUUUGGGAAAUGGAUAGAUGGACUGAGGCUAAUUUCAUAACACAAUGUAAAA